UCUACUAAGUUAUUUUGUAAUUCUGAAAAAUUAUAUGGGCUAGAAACAACCCAUUUUGUUUAAAACCAUGUCUUGUAGAAAGUGGUUUAAUACAGUAGAAGAAUUUAUAAGCCACCAUAAAAGUCAUAUAUCAAGUGAUAAUUCAGAUAAACAACAAAGCAGUGAAGAGGAAACUUUUCACUUUCCCAAAUCCAAUGAAAAAAAUUUAAGAAAAAAGCAAUUUGUGAGUGAAGAAGACAAAAAAAUUAAAAAACUCUUUAUUUGUAAGGUAUGCAACAGAACCUUUCAACGGCCAACCAAAUUUGCAGCUCACGAAAAAGCUCAUUUAAAUAAGGACUUAAAUUGCAAAGAAUGCGGGAAGAUUUUGCUUUCUGAAAAAAGUUUAAAUCAUCAUGUAGCAUGGCAUUUUCGCGAAAAAUUUUUUUGUACAAUUUGUCCUAAAAAAUUUUCUCAAAAAAAUCAUCUAGUAGAUCAUCUUAGAAGACAUGCCGAUGAUAAACCGUUUAAGUGUGACGUAUGUAACUGUCGUUUUUUACAUAGAAGCCAUCUAAAGCAUCAUAAACAAUCACAUUCCAGCGAAAUAAAUUGUAUUUGUGAAGAGUGUGGUCAGCAAUUUAAAACAUUUUAUAAUUAUAAAGAGCACAUGAAGAGACAUAAAGGCCUUCGAGAUUUUGGUUGUGAAAAAUGUAAUAAAACAUUUUAUUCAAAACGAGCUUUAAAAGAUCAUACAAUAACACACACGGGAGUAAAGAAAUUUGAAUGCACAACAUGUAAUUUAAAAUUUGCGAGAAAAACAUCAUUAAACGUCCAUUUAAAAACCCAUUCAUAGCAAAAAAUUUUGUAACGAAACAAUAAAAUUAAAAUGCAAUAAUUAAAAUUUUAUAUUUAAUAAUGGAAUUUUAAA
Condylostylus longicornis is the source of this 904-nucleotide messenger RNA. Its product is annotated as gastrula zinc finger protein XlCGF62.1-like. Gene Ontology annotation, molecular function: DNA-binding transcription factor activity, RNA polymerase II-specific; RNA polymerase II cis-regulatory region sequence-specific DNA binding. Bases 68 to 829 code for a protein of 253 amino acids. NCBI's taxonomy places the organism in Eukaryota, Metazoa, Arthropoda, Insecta, Diptera, Dolichopodidae. The transcript is spliced from 4 exons. The record is from RefSeq and is a predicted model, not a curated record. Gene Ontology annotation, biological process: regulation of transcription by RNA polymerase II.